AUGUCCGGGAACACAGCGGAGGGCCAACAAGUCCCUACCCACGAAACCGACUAUUCAACAUGGACUACGUCGAGACUUGUUGCCCGAAUCACUGAACUAGAACGCCAGUUACAUUCCCGCACAGCAGAGUACGCUGCAUCCCCUGCGAAGCAGCCCGAGGACGCGGCCAAAGACGCUGCCAAGAGUGCACCGAGUGAUGGGAAAGUGAACCAGAAGGAGCCUUCAUCUCCUGCGGUGGGAGCGGAGAAGAAGAAGCAGGUGAAGCCGCCAAAGCCGCCGAAACCGCGCCGGGAAAUUGAUCCGUCGAGAUACAAUACACGGUUCAUCGCGUUGAAGUUCGCCUACCUUGGACAGCGGUACAAUGGGCUUGAGCAUGCAAACGGGAAUGCCACGCCGCUACCUACGAUCGAGGAGGAGAUGUACAAGGCUCUACGGAAGACGCGAGAGACGAAGCCGUAUUAUAUCAAUUGGGAUGGAUGUGAAUAUUCCAAGGCUGGGCGUACGGACCGAGGAGUCAGUGCCUUCGGGCAAGUGAUUGGCAUUAGAGUGCGGAAUGAGCUACCCUACGUGAGCAUGUUGAACAAGGUGCUUCCUGAGGAUAUUCGUGUAUUGGCAUGGUGCCCGCGUCCUCCUGAGGGGUUCGAUGCCCGCUUUUCUUGCGGGGAACGCCAUUACAAGUAUUUCUUCACGCAGCCAGCCUUUUCUCCUACGCCGGGCGCUUCGGGCUUUGUGCCGCGAGAUGGAACAGGCAAGCCUCCGAAGCUGAGAGAGGGUUGGUUAGACAUUGAAGCGAUGCGCAAAGCUGCGAAGUAUUUCGAAGGGACACACGACUUCCGGAACUUCUGUAAAUUGGACGUGACGAAACAAAUCGAGUCUUUCUACCGAGACAUCUUCCAGUCUUCAGCGGCACCUCUGCCAACAGCAGCGCAGGUAUAUGUCUUCCAUCUGGAGGGUUCUGCUUUCCUGUGGCAUCAGGUCCGACAUAUGGUCAAUGUCCUUUUCCUCGUCGGUCAGGGGCUCGAGGAACCAUCCAUUGUACAGGAUCUCCUUGACGUGACCAAGAACCCGCGAAAACCAACCUACGAGAUGGCUUCUGAUGCCCCCCUGGUGCUUUGGGACUGCAUCUACCCCGAUAAGAAGAGCGGCAGCCGUGCUGAUAGCUUGGAUUGGGUUUAUGCGGGCGACGUUCGGCAGAUCAAGUCUCACCUCGGUAAGGGAGGUGGAAAGUUUGGUCUUGGAGGGAUUGUAGAGGAGCUCUGGUCCGUUUGGAGGCAGCGCAAGAUGGAGGAAAUCCUUGCUGGCGCAUUACUGGACUUGGCCGUUAGUCAGGGCGACAAGAGGCUCACUAUUGGUGAUGGAGUCGAGCCAAUCUGGGAGAGAAAGAACCGGGGUAAGAAAAUCUUCGUUGGGUCGAAUGAAGCCAGAACCGGCGGGUACUAUGUCCCAGUCAUGCAGAAGAGAAAGACAGAGCUCGUGGAAGUCCAGAACGCGAGGUGGCUGGCGGCAAAGCAGCGCAGGAUGGAGAAUGGCGCAAAGGCCACCAAGAUGGAAUAG
This is a messenger RNA of Aspergillus niger, 1554 nucleotides long. RefSeq lists its product as uncharacterized. The record is from RefSeq and is a predicted model, not a curated record. Gene Ontology annotation, cellular component: cytoplasm; nucleus. Gene Ontology annotation, biological process: mRNA pseudouridine synthesis; tRNA pseudouridine synthesis. Gene Ontology annotation, molecular function: RNA binding; pseudouridine synthase activity. The transcript is spliced from 4 exons. Lineage: Eukaryota; Fungi; Ascomycota; Eurotiomycetes; Eurotiales; Aspergillaceae. The coding region runs from base 1 to 1554 and encodes 517 amino acids.